UUUUUCUUCGAUUUGCAUAUGGAUCCUACUAACUCUCUAAGCAUGUGUUGCAUAUGUUUUGAAGAGUUUCGGCAGAUUCUCACACUACUGCCAUGUAGACAUACUCGAAUAUGUCACCUUUGUGUAUGCCAUCUUACCGAGCUGAAAUGUCCUAUUUGCCGAGAGAAUGUUGAAACUGCUGUCUUGUCUAUCCAUUCUAAGAUAGAUGAUGGAGCAUGUAAAGAAUCAGAACCUUAUAGUCUAUCGUCCAAGUCUAAAAUAUCUCUAUCUCGUUUGAUUGAGUACAGAAAUCGAAGAAGCAAAGAAAUAGUGAAGCAAGUGUAUCAAGUCAGUAUCAUUGGUUCUUCUUCUGUUCCCUUUCGACAUGUUGCACAUCGUUUACAAGGAAAAUAUGUAUUGCCAAUGUUGUCAGCAAGUCUAGCAGACCUUUUAGAGAAGAAAAUCCAAACUUCAAAAAUGCACAAGGAAUCUGCCGAUUUUAUCGAAGCUCUCCAUGUCCUUGAUGGUGUGGAGAAAUGGAAUGCAAAAUAUCUUCCCAAUUGCACCAUUGAGAAUCACUUUAUUCGAAUCAAUUGUUUUCCUUUUUGGGAAUGGCUGAGGAUAUUGAGAGAUAGUGGAACCCCAGAUGUCAUAUUACCGGAUGUCGUAGUGACGUGCGUAUCUCCGAAAAACAAGAAAUCCUUUUCCGAAAGCUUAGAAAUGCAAAAGAUAAUGUAUCGUUGUUACCAACUUCAUCACAAGACAUUUCAAAGUAUAUGGUUACUAAUGACAAGUGCAGAAUGUUUCGAGACGGAUAGGAAACUCUCUCUUCGUUUAACCAAUACUAUUAUAGAGAAACCCAACAUCAUUCUUUGGGUGGAUAAGACUGCAUCUCCUCACAAGUAUCAAGAACUAGGUAGCCAAAUUUUGGAGUCUUGUCUUAAGAACCGAAAGCAUAGUGUCUGUAGCAAGGAUCCUGUCAGUCAUUGUUCAGAAUGGGAUAUUGGACAAAUGGUGCUAACAACAUAACUAUUGCAACUUCAUAUAUUGCGAAUAACUUGUUUUUUCAUUUCGUUAUUUUAUCUUUUAUAAAAAGAAUUUUACAACA
Molecule: messenger RNA, 1087 nt
Organism: Galdieria sulphuraria
Lineage: Eukaryota; Rhodophyta; Bangiophyceae; Galdieriales; Galdieriaceae
Exons: 1
Coding region: 19-1008 (329 amino acids)
Source: RefSeq, a predicted model, not a curated record